CUUCACAUCAUGGAAACUUACAGGAAGCCGAUAGGAACUUAGAAACUCGCAAACUUCCAGCAAUUUGCAGAGGUUACGAUCAGACUUCUUCGAUUGAGUUCUUACGUUUUUCUAUAUAAAUGCUUCCGAUUCAUUUCAUUUUCCAGCAAACUCGCCUUGUUAUGUUUAAAUCGAUAUUAAUCCUGUUCUCUACUCUCUUAACAUUGCAAGCUUUCAUAUCGAAUGCUAUGUUGAGUAUAGCAUAGAUAUAGUCCUAUUGUAUAUUCCAUUCUUGGAAUUCGGAGAUGUCUAGAAUGGAAAUUAUUGUAAAUGAUUAGUUUUUUCCUUUUUAUCAAUCAAAAUUUACUUGGAAAUGGGUAAUUUGUUGUUCUUCAUAAGUCUGUUGGCCAUUCUUCUUAUGUAAUUCUCAUCUUAGAAUCCUUAUUCUCCCCAUAUAGUAUAUUGUUGGAUUCAUGGUUCCCAAUUCUCAGUAAGAGUCUUGUGGUGGGGAAAAUGUUGGUAUAUUUUUCUACUUUCUAGCAUUUUGGCACUUGGCUUGCCGUGGUUCCAUUCAUGACAACUUGGUGGGAUGGAAGCUGCAGGCCCAUCCCAAAGGCCAUGUGCCUCUCCUAAGAUUUUUGAUGUAUUCAUCAACCACAGAGGCCCCGAUGUCAAAGAGUCUCUGGCUAGUCAACUUUAUAAUUCUCUUGAGGAAAAGGGAUGCCGGGCCUUUCUGGAUUCCCAAGAGUUGGAGAAGGGAGAUUUCUUUCCAUCUGCAAUAAAGGAUGCCAUUAACUCUGCUGCAGUUCAUAUUGCUAUAUUCUCUAAGAGAUAUGCCGAAUCCUUUUGGUGUUUAGAAGAGCUGCGUUUAAUGUUAAAAACAAAGGCUAAACUUAUUCCUGUAUUUUAUGAUGUUGCACCUGAGGAGCUCCGCCGCAUCGAAAAAGGAAAGUAUGGCCUUGCAUUUGAAAAGUAUAAAGAGAAGGGCAGGUAUCUUGAUAAACUCGAGGACUGGAAAAAAGCCCUUCAUUUGGUCUCUUCCAUCUCUGGCUACGACCUCACCAAGGAUAAUCAACAGAACUCCGAGAAGGAAUUAAAAAAAAUAGUAUCCAAAGUAUUAGAAGAAGUAGAGAAGACAAGACCUAUAGAUGUUGCGAAAAAUCCAGUGGGACUAAAUGAACUUGUAGAAAAUUUUGAAAGGCGGUGCCAGAUGGUUAGUGAACAGAAGGUUGGUAUGAUUGGCAUCUUUGGGAGUGGGGGAGUGGGGAAGACAACUCUCGCCAAAGAGUUGUUCAAUAGGAAGCGUUUGCAAUACCAUGGAUCAUGUUUUCUCUUCGACGUAAGGGAAGCAUCUUCAAAAGGCGAAUUGCCUUAUUUGCAAUCUAAGCUGCUCGAAGAUCUACUUAAAGAAAAACGCAGAUUUCAGAGUACAGAUGAAGGAGCGAGCUAUCUGAGGCAUCGUUUGGAAAAGAGCCAGUCCAUGCGCUUCCUUCUUGUUGUAGAUGAUAUUGAUCAACCCAAACAGUUGGAAUCUCUACUUGACAUAGAAUCUCUGCCUUGUGGCAGUCUGGUGAUGGUUACGACCCGUGAUGAAAGGGUGUUAAUACGCACAGGAAUUACCCUUCGUUAUAUAAUGCCAAGAAUGGACUUGAAUAAUAGCAGAGAGCUAUUUUGUUUGCACGCUUUCCAUCAAAGGCGUCCAGCCACAGGUUAUGAAGAUUUGGUUGAGAAUUUUGUGAAAGUGUGUGAAGGUUUACCCUUGUCUCUUCAAGUCUUGGGAGGACAUGUUCAUGGUAGUUGUGACAAAGAUUAUUGGCAAUUAGAAUUGGAUAAAGUUCGCAAAAUGCUGCCUGAAGAUAUAAUAUGCAGACUCAAAAUAAGCUUUGAUGCCCUCGACAGCGAGCAGAAACAAAUUUUUAUGGACAUCGCGUGUUUCUUCGUAGGCAAGCCGAAGAACAUGGCCAUGAUAAUAUGGGAGGGGUCGGGCUGGAGCGGCGAGCAUGCACUUCAGACUUUAAUAGACAAAUGUCUUGUUCAUGAAGUGAAAAGCUGGGAUCUUCUUUUGAGAAUGCAUGACAAUCUCCGCGAUUUAGGAAGGCAAAUGGCAGUUGAAUUGGGCACUCCUUGUCGAAUAUGGCGCCCUCGAGAUCUUCAAUUUUUGGCAUUAAAGGGAUUCAAAAACAUUCUCACAGAAGCCAACGGCCAUAGUUUCAGGUGCCUCAAUUCUACUUUUGACAAGGAUACAGGUACCCAUAUUACAUAUUUUUUAGGAAAUUCAAAUAAUUCAGCUCAGACAUCAACAAUCUUGCUAUGGUUUGAGGUGAAGCGGGGCCAUUCGAAAAGAAUUCCUUCAUGGAUUCCUUUGCAAAAUCUACGGUCUCUAAGCAUUCUCGAAGAACCUUCAGGGAUUCCUUACAGUUUGUGGCAGCAUAUGUAUCGGCGGUGUUUAAGAACUCUCAUAAGCCAUGAAACACAACUGUGGAAGAGCAUUGCCCAGGGCCUUUCUCAAUUGAAAGAGCUGCAGCUUCACGGAAUGCAUUUGAGGGAGUUUCCAACUUCUUUGGGAAUGUUAACUCAUCUGGACAAACUGGACAUAACAAGAUGGUGCAAAGAAACAAUUGAAGGGAAGAUGUUAUCAGAUACGCUUAAGAAACUUAUUAAUCUUAGAACAUUGACUUUGAGGCACUUAAAAGUAAGCGGGAAAGUUACUUUUGGCAAAAGUGGAGAAGCAUCCCCAAUGACUAGGAUAGAAACAAUACAUAUUGAAGGGUUAAAACUUUUGACCAAUGUUUCAAUUGUUGGCGACCAUUGUCCUAGCCUUAAAUCUCUUCACAUUACGAAUAUGUCAAAACUAAGUGAAAUGGAUUUAACAGGGGUAACAACUUUGGAUUCUCUUAUGUUGGUUUGCUGUAGAAAACUGAAAAGGGCAGCGGGAAACUUUGACCUGAAAAAUCUUGUAAGCUUAAGCAUUGUUGGAUGUCAGCAGUUUGAAGAGUUGUCAGGCUAUAUAGCUCUGAGUUGCCCAGUGUCCCCAAUGACUAGGAUAGAAACACUUGAUAUUGAUGGGUUAAAACUUUUGACCAAAGUCUUAAUUAGUGGGGAGCACUGUCCUAGCCUCAAAACUCUUCACAUUACAAAUAUGUCAAAUCUAAGUGAAAUGGAAUUAAUAGGGGUAACAACUUUGAAUUUUCUUAUGUUGGGUUCCUGUAUAAAACUGAAAAGGAUUGCCAGGAACUUUGACCUGAAAAAUCUUGAAAGCUUAAGAAUUGUUGAAUGUCAGCAGUUUGAAGAGUUGCCAAGCCUUGCAACUCUGAGUUGCCUGAGAAAUAUUACCCUCGAUGGAUGCCAGAAGUUGCAGAAUAUAACAGAGAUUGAAAAAUUGAAAGAAUUAAAGAGCCUUUAUCUUUCAACAGGCGACAGAGCUGCAUGGAAUUGCAUUCAAAUGUUCCAGAGGAUGCCAUCAGAGUUCACAACAGUAAUCGGGAGAGCAGGUAAUGCAGCGGAGUCCACUAUAAAUGCCAAUCUCUUUUCCGAUAUGAUCGGUGUGGAUGCAGUGAGUGAUAUUCAUGUAAAUGAAAAUGGAGAAAUCGAGGCAACAUUGAAUUCCCCAGAAUCAUUGAGCGACAUUAUCGUGUGUGCUGUGGUUCAAAGCCCUGGGAGAAAUAUAUUAGACUCCUAUUCGCAUGAAUUUUUUCCAUAACACGAGGGGCUCCCUUGCAAGUGGAGAAUGGAUUCUCACCAUGGUUCUUGCCACCGGAGGGCAAAUAAACAAAGUUCAACAGUACGUACAUUAUAUUGAUGGUUUUUUCGAUGAUCAUGCUCGGAUAAAGAAGGGGUGUAUAGCCACAGUAAAGAAAGGCGAAGAAUGGAAAACCCUUCCUAUAUUUAAAAACAUAAUUUCCAAGCUAUAUGGAAUGAUGUAACUGUGUUUUAUAUUUUUUAUAAGCCUUGGAUUGUCUUUCCUCUUUGUUUCUAUCUGCAGUUUGGUUCCCUUUAGUGAUGGAGCUUUUAAUAAAAUUCACAUCAUAUUCUUGUUGAAAA
Molecule: messenger RNA, 4020 nt
Organism: Cryptomeria japonica (Japanese cedar)
Lineage: Eukaryota; Viridiplantae; Streptophyta; Pinopsida; Cupressales; Cupressaceae
Product: disease resistance protein Roq1
Exons: 5
Coding region: 569-3679 (1036 amino acids)
Biological process (GO): signal transduction; defense response
Molecular function (GO): ADP binding; ATP hydrolysis activity
Source: RefSeq, a predicted model, not a curated record